Prunus armeniaca (apricot) is the source of this 840-nucleotide messenger RNA. The record is from the annotation of a GenBank genome assembly. Lineage: Eukaryota; Viridiplantae; Streptophyta; Magnoliopsida; Rosales; Rosaceae.
AUGCCUUACCACGACGUUUUGAAAUCUGGGGCUUUAGAUAAUCAAGAUGAAGAGAAGAAAGAAGAAAAUAAAGAUGAACAGAAGAUGGGAGAAAAAAAAGAUGAAGGGAAGAAGGAAGAAAAAAAGAGAAAUAAAGAUGAAGGCAAAGAGGAAGACACAAAUGUUGAAGAGAAGAAAGAAGAAAAACAAGAUGAAGAAAAGCAUGACGAGGAGGGUAAUGAAGUAGUUGAUUAUUCAAAUGUGGAGGUGCCAUCUUCCUUACAAUCCCUUUGUGGUUAUGUGGAAACUACACUAAAGCCACAGGGGAAGAUCAUGACCUUCAACAUUGAGAAGGAGGUGUUUGGUGCAGAUCGAAGUACCUUCGUCUUGCAUGAAGAUAUUACACAGUUUGCAGGCAUGGAAGAAAUUGGGGCUACUGUGGUUGCAGUAUAUAUGAGGUGCUUAUAUGAUCUUUUGAGAGAAGCAAAUAUGUGCAGCAUGGUUGGCUUUAUCGACCCUGCUCAAGUUAGUGCCAACGCUGGGUCACUAACUGACAGAUCACGAAUUGUAGCCAGUCGACUUCAGAAAACAGAUGGUGAACAGAUUUUCAUGAUGCCUUACAAUCCAGGACCAGGCCGUAAAGCACCUAUUUGGAAAACUCUGCCAGGCACACCAAAGCAACCCAGCAGUGUCGAAUGCGGGUAUUAUGUGAUGCGCUUCAUGAGGGACAUCAUCAUGGAUCCUUCCUUGGAGUUUGAGAAGAAGUUUGCCAAGGGAAAAGAUCAAGCGCCAUACCCCCAAGCAGCCAUUGAUGAAGUCAGGAAAGAAUGGGCAGAGUUUGUUUGCCUUCAUAUGGAUUAG